UCUUGCAAAAGCAACUUCAGUUGAGUUUCGAAACCCGAACUUAUUAGACUAUUAACAGAACUACAAUAUGAAAUUCCAAAUUGCUGUAUUAUUUGGCGUUAUUUUUUCGGCCGGUUUCGUGAGCGCUGGUCUAUUUGAAGAUACACAUAAACUCAUUGAUUUAGUUAUUAAUGAUGAGGCGGAUCACAUUGAUUCCAAAUGUUUUAGCCAAAUUAAAGAUGAGCUUAUAAAGGAAUUAGAAGUUGCAGCUGCCACUUAUAUUGACAGAGUAGAAAAUGGUAUGCCAGUUUUCAAGAGUGGUGUUCACUUGGAUAUGGAAGACUUUAUUGAAAAUACUCUAUUGCCAAGUGCCUUGGUUUCUGCAAGUGACGAUUGUCUGCAUACUGUUAAGGAUGAACUAAGAGCUUUCUUGAAGUCUAGAUUUGGCCCAUCUUUCAAAACACUUGAUCCUAACUUUUAUAAAAAUUGAAUAACCUUCUAAUCACCAAAUUAAAAAAAUAUAUAUUCUAUAUAUCAAUGUGAAAAA
This is a messenger RNA of Musca domestica (house fly), 526 nucleotides long. RefSeq lists its product as uncharacterized. The transcript is spliced from 3 exons. NCBI's taxonomy places the organism in Eukaryota, Metazoa, Arthropoda, Insecta, Diptera, Muscidae. The coding region runs from base 68 to 469 and encodes 133 amino acids. The record is from RefSeq and is a predicted model, not a curated record.